This is a messenger RNA of Alternaria metachromatica, 849 nucleotides long. RefSeq lists its product as uncharacterized. The transcript has a single exon. Bases 1 to 849 code for a protein of 282 amino acids. Lineage: Eukaryota; Fungi; Ascomycota; Dothideomycetes; Pleosporales; Pleosporaceae. The record is from RefSeq and is a predicted model, not a curated record.
AUGUCUACUCUGCCAGAAGAUAAGAAUUGGUAUUUACGGGCCCCAAGCCUCGAUUACCCUGACGGCGGGCCGAUCAGAAUCGGUAAUAUCAUCACCAACGUCGCGGAGCCACAGAACGACAUUGCGAAUCUCGAUGGUCAGCUGAAAAUUAUCCCUGGGAUCAGCUAUGGCAAAGGCCAGAAAGACCGCGAAAUCCACUCCUCAGCAGCCAUCAAGCUCGCUACUAAACUGUAUACCGCCUUCGGCGGGCAAGCAGAUGCACAACGAAGCAAAGACUGGAAGACGACAUACAAAUUCGACCGGAUUGACUCUGUUAUGCUGGCGAGGAACCCAAGAGUGGAACAGGUGCAAGAACUGCGUUCAACGAACAAGGCAGUCCGAGACGCGCUCACGAAAGGUCCUAUAUACAUCAUAAGUUCUCUGAAGUUGGCCAACGGGCUGAAGUAUGCAAAUGAACACAUGAGAGACAAAGAAGCUGGAAUGGGAGGACAGGCACACGUUACGCAGGAAGCAACUUUUGAGGGCGACGUCAAAGGAAGCAAGAGUGGGAAAACCAGCGAGACAUAUAACAUGAUGGGUAACGUGAUCUUAGCCUACAAGCUACAAAUCGUCAAGACCAAGGGAUGGAAGUGGAAAGGUGAAGUGGACUUGUCGACCGGGACAUAUGAUCCGGGGCGUGCGGGCUUCAUGAGCAAAGAGGGGGAACUACUUGAGGAACCUUUGGAAUGCGAUUUGCUAUCGCCACGAGACAUUGGCUUCAUUGCGCGAGAAGAGGAGUAUGAAAGUGUCCAGGACCAUGAAAUGGAAAACGAGGAAGACGACUGGUGGAUGACCUGUAUUGAAGCCUAG